AUGAACUACAAUUUGGAUGGCCUUACAUUAUUGAAUGGAAAUAAUGAUGGUAAUAACAACAAUAAAAAUAACAACAAUAGUAGAAGUUUUGGUAUAAUUGGCAGUGGUUUAUCCCAAGUAUCACCAUCAUCAUCAACAUCAACAAAUAGACAUUAUUCUCCAUCAUCAACUCCACCACAAAAUAAUAAUGAUAAAAUUAAUAAUGUAAGUGGUGGUAUUAAUAAUAAUAACGGUAAUACAAUAAAAAAUCAAACAAACUAUCAAAAUAAUAAUAAUAGUAAUAGUAAUAAUAAUAAUAAAAAUAAUAAUAAAAAUGAUAAAAUUGAUAGAGAGGGUUAUUAUGAUAAUUAUGCUGUAGAGAGAUUUGUAUAUGAAAAAACAAAUGACAAUGAUCAUACCAACUAUCACAUGAUAGUUAAUGAAUAUGGUUCAGCUGAUAUUCAACACAAUAUAGCCAGACGUGAACAACAUAUACUUACACCUGAUCUUGCAUUUUUGGCAACCAAUCCAUUAUUUUCACCAGGAACUUCAUCUUCCACACCUCACAAUACCUUUCAUCCAAGAGCUCCAUACAAUCCUAAUAAUAACAAUAAUAACAACCACCUAUCCAAUGACAAUAAUGGCCAAAAACAACAACAACAACAACAACAACAACAACAACAACAACAACAACAACAACAACAACAACAACAACAACAACAACAACAACAACAACAGCUUUUUAAACAGCAACAACAGCAACAACAAUUACAACUUCAACAACAAAGACUAUCAAAUUCUCAACAAUUAUAUUCUUCACCAAAUCAAAAUUAUUAUUCACCAAAAAAUUCAAAUGGUAGUGGUGCUCUAAAUAACCAUGAAAUUGAACAAAAACGAAAUAGUUAUGAUGGUUUUGGUAAUAAAACAUUAUUUUCAUCGUCAACAAGUACUCAUUAUCAAUCACCAAGUUCGCUUUCAAGUGCAGGUAGUUUAAAUUCACCAAAAAGCCAAGUUUCUAGAUUAAGUUCUAGUGAUAAUAACAUUAUUAGUAACUAUAGUAAUAAUCUAAUUGACUAUAAAAAUAUAAAUAUUCGUAGUAGUCAAGAUAAUAGUUAUUCCUCAAUUGGUUCUAGUAAUGAUAAUACUUUUAAUAAUAAACAACAUCAACAAAUUCAAGGAUAUCAACAACCACUUCAACAACCACUUCAACAACCACUUCAACCAGUUUACCAACUUAGUCAGCAAUCACAACAAAACCAGCAAAACCAACUUGCUCAACAAUCACAACAAAACCAACAAAACCAACAAAACCAACAAAACCAACAAAACCAACAAAACCAACAAAAUCAACAAAACCAACAAAAUCAACAAAACCAACAAAAUCAACAAAACCAACAAAAUCAACAAAACCAACAAAAUCAACAAAACCAACAAAAUCAACAAAACCAACAAAACCAACAAAACCAACAAAAUCAACAAUCACAACAAAACCAACAAAAUCAACAAAAUCAACAAAAUCAACAAAAUCAACAAAAUCAACAAAAUCAACAAAAUCAACAAAAUCAACAAAAUCAACAAAACCAACAAAACCAACAAAAUCAACAAAAUCAACAAAAUCAACAAAACCAAUAUAAAAAAUCUUAUUAUAAUAAUAAUAAUAAUAAUAAUAAUAAUAAUAAUAACAAUAAUAAUAAUAAUAAUAAUAAUAAUAAUAAUAAUAAAAUUAAUUAUAAUAAUUCACCACCACAAUAUCAACAACAAAUACAAUCUUCACCACCAACAUAUAAUAAAAGUAGAUCAAAUCCAAAUAUUACAAAACCAAUUACUAGUGAAACUAAAAUAGAAAAAGUUUCAAGAUCAUCACCAUCUCUUUCAAAAACUAAUGAGAUCAAUAGUUUACCUCCAACUACUCAAUUAGAAGAAAUUUGCAUGCAUAAUUUAUCAGUUAUUGAAGAGUCACCAAUAGAACAAGUAUCGAUUGUAAGAGAAGAACUUGAAUCAAUUCCUCUUCAAGAAGAGUCUGAUAUUGUUCAACCAAAAUCAAUAAUCUCUGAUGAUCCUUCAUUUAAACAAAUUAACCUUACAGAUGUAUUAAAUAAACAUUUAAUUAAAAAUUCAAUUGAAUUUUCAAAUAAUAAUAAUAAUAAUAAUAAUAAUAAUAAUAAUAAUUAUAAUAAUUAUAAUGAUGAAAGUAAUAAUAAUAAUAAUAUUAAUACAAAUGAAAUAAUUAAAUUAAAAAAUGAAUUAAAAAUUUCAAGUUCAAUUUCAAAUUCAAAAAAUCAAGAUAUCAUUCAAAGAGCAUUGGAUAAAUCUAGAUGUGAUAAAAAGAAAAUUCAAUCAAUCAUUCAAAAGUUAUUAUUGGCUCAAAAUAAAUUAUUAAAUAAAUUCUCUACUGAUUUAAUUAAUAAUAAAUUGGAAGUUGAAUUACCAAUCAUUGAAAAUGAAUCAAUUCAAGAUUUACCAGUAAAAAAUGAAGAGAUAAAUUUAAAUUUAGAAAAAGUUAUUAAUAAUCAACCAAAUGAAAUUCGACCAUUAUUAACAAAACAAAAUUUACUAAUUCGUCAAAAAUAUUUAUUAUCAACACAACAACCAAUUCAAAAAGCAACAAAUGUAAUAUUACAAUUAAAAUCAACAACAACGACAACAGCAGCAGCAUCAGCAGCAACAACAUUACCAACAACAACAACAACAAAAACUCAGCCACUUGAUCCAAAUAAAUUAGAAAAAGCAAAUUUCGUUCAAAGACCAAAAGAAUCACCUUCAAGAUAUUUAUUCAUAAAGAGUAUAAGAGGUAUUAAUCAUAAUUUAUUUAAAUCAAAGAUUGAAUCAAUUGGACAAAUUAAUUCAGUUUAUGGUUCAAUUAAAAAUAAAGGAGGAUUUUUAAUAAUCUCUUAUUUGGAUAUUCGUCAUUCAAUUGAAGCAUUUAACGAAUUGCAAAAGGUUGACUUUGGAAGUAAAUUGAUUGUAAAUUAUUGUUUUGAUAAGGAUCAAACUGUUGAUAAGGGAACAUUAAUAGCAACCUUUUCAAAUGAUGAUCAGAUAAAAAAUAUUGUAAAUGAUUUCAGUAAAUUUGGUGAAAUCAAAGAUAUUAGAGAUUCUCCAAAUAAACCACUUCAAAAGUUUGUUGAAUUUUAUAAUAUAAAUUCAACCUUAAAAGCUAUCAAUAAUUUAAAUUCAGAUAAAAUAAAAGUUGCAUUCUCUCAUCAUGGUGGUUCAAGUAAAGAUUUAAUAAAAUUAAAUUCAACAGAAGCUUUUAAUGUUACAACUCAUUAUUUCAAUGGUACUUAUUUACCAACGACAACAACAACAACAGCAACAGCAUCAACACCAACAUCAACACAAGUUAAUUCAAUCACAAAAUCACCAUCUUUUUCAAGAGUACCAGCACCUUUAUUAAUUAAAACAUCUCCACAAAUUAUUAAAUAUGUUACUGAUUAUGAUGGUGAUGUUAAUGGUUUUUUAUCUGCAAUUGUUAAUUUAACAAUUAAAAAAUUAGUUUCAAAAAAUAUUCAAAUCAAAAACUAUGUGGAUUUAUUUUUACAAACUUUCUUCUUAAAAACCUAUAAUACUUCAACAGUAACAGAAUCAACAACAACACCUCAAAAUGAUUUGACAAUUGUACCAAAUGAUUUUAAAGAAUUUUUACAAAUACAAUUAAAAAUUCAAAAAGAACAAAGUGAACAAUUAAAGAAUAAAGAUUUAAUUUCAACUCAACCUGAUUCAAUUACACCUAAAUUAUCAGUUUCUUCUUCUUCUUCUUUUUCUUCUUCUUCUUGUUCUUCUUCUUCAAAUGAUACAAAAAUAUCCGAAAUUGAUAAAAAUAAUAAUAAUAUUAACAAUAGCGAUAAUAAUAAUAUUAAUAAUAAUAAUAAUAAUAGUAAUAAUAAUAAUAAUAAUGAAAAUACCAAUAAUAGUGAAAUUAAAAACAAUCUUAUAAAUGAUAAUUUUGGUGAAAAUGAAAUUAAUUGUAGAGUUUCUGAAACUUCAAUUCAAAAUCAAAAAUCAACCCAACAAAAUCCAUUAAAUAACGAUAUUGGCAAUGAAAACUCUCAGCAACAGCCACAGCCACAACAGCAACAACAGCCACAACAACAAAACAAACCAGUUUUUUCUUACAAAUCAAAUGUUUUUAAUACUAAAAAUAAUAAUAAUAGUUAUAAUAAUUAUAAUAAUAAUAAUAAUUAUAAUAAUAAUUAUAAUAAUAAUUAUAAUAAUUUAAAUAAUAAAAAUCAACAUCGUUUCAAGCAUCAACUAUCUCAACCUCAUCAAAAUCAAUUUAAGAAGUAUCAACCAACAUGUAAUAAUAAUAAUAAUAAUAAUAAUAAUAAUAAUAAUAAUAAUAAUAAUAAUAAUAAUAAUAAUAAUAAUAAUAAUAAUAAUAAUAAUAAUAAUAAUAAUAAUAAUCAACAACAACAACAACAACAACAACAAAAACAUCAAUAUAAUCAAACAGCUUAUGAAGUUAGUAUACUUGAAAAUGAACAAGAACUUGAACAACUUGAAAGAAGAAGAAAAGAAUUGGAAUCAGAGAUUCAACAGCAAAAAGCACAACAAAAGAAUCAACAAAAGAAUCAAUUACAACAACAACAACCAAAAAAGAAUCAAAACAAUGGAACAUUAAGAAAUUCAACCAAUUCCAAAGGAAAGAAAGAAUUAAAAGAACCAAAGGAACCAAAAGAACCUGUAGAUCCAACUUGUAUUUUAAUUCCAGAGAAUAUAAUUAGUGGAGUUGAUACAAGAACAUCUUUAAUGAUUAGAAAUAUUCCAAAUAGAUUAACUCAACAAACUCUUACUGCCCUUAUUGAUGAAGAGUUUAAAGAUACUUAUGAUUUUUUAAAUAUGCCAUUAGAUCCUCAUACAAAAGUAAGUCGGGGUUAUGCAUUUAUUAAUUUCAAAGAUCAUAUGAAUGUUUACCGAUUCCAUCAGAAAUUUUUCCAUACACGUUGGAAGAAUUAUAAUCAUGAUAAGAUUUGUGAAAUUAAUUAUGCAAUUAUUCAAGGUGAAGAGGCCCUGUUACAAUCAAUAAAAAAGAAACAAGAGAAACUACAACUUAAAAAAGGUAUUACUUCAAAUGACGAAAACUCGGCAUCUGAAGAAAAGCCAAAUGAAUCUUUAUAA
Molecule: messenger RNA, 5097 nt
Organism: Dictyostelium discoideum AX4
Lineage: Eukaryota; Evosea; Eumycetozoa; Dictyosteliales; Dictyosteliaceae
Exons: 2
Coding region: 1-5097 (1698 amino acids)
Cellular component (GO): extracellular region
Molecular function (GO): nucleic acid binding
Source: RefSeq, a predicted model, not a curated record